Molecule: messenger RNA, 901 nt
Organism: Mytilus californianus (California mussel)
Lineage: Eukaryota; Metazoa; Mollusca; Bivalvia; Mytilida; Mytilidae
Product: transcription intermediary factor 1-beta-like
Exons: 3
Coding region: 62-901 (279 amino acids)
Molecular function (GO): zinc ion binding
Source: RefSeq, a predicted model, not a curated record
UAGAAUUCGCUGUCAUGUGAUACAAUCACCUGUCAUACCUGUGUUUUUGAUCGAGUGCACAAUGGCUCAAGCUGCGUCUAAAACAUGCGAAGUUUGCGUGAGUGCCCCUGGAUCUCACUAUUGCAUAGACUGUGAGGAAUACUAUUGUGAAAAUUGUAAGUUGCUACAUAAUAGGCAGAAGUUAUCGAGAAACCAUCAGUUUCAAAAAGCCUCCGACCUGAUCCCGGAAGGUAAAUCUAGAUGUAGUGAACACAAAGAAGAAUUAACCUUAAUGUGUAGUACAUGCAAUGUACCGGUAUGUACCAGUUGUGUGACAGGAAAACACAAUAAGCAUGAAUUUUCCAAAUUUGUCAAUGCAAUUGCUCAACUACGAGGAGAUAAUGAAACGAAAAUACGUGCCAAGACAAACGAAGCAGAUCAAAAUAUGAGGAAGAUUGAGAAUAGCUUGACAUCGUUUGAUAUUGCCGUUGAUUCUGUUAUUAAAGCCAUUAUCGUUGAAAGCAGCAUGAUUAAACGUAUGCUUGAUAAAUAUGUGGCUGAAAUGAUUGCCUUAGUGAAAGAACAAUCCAAGAAGGAGAAGGACAAACUUAUAAUUAUGCUGUCUGAAGCUAAAUCGGUACUUGUGGCUGGACAGACAUUAGACAGAAGGAGACAGGAACUAGAUAAGACAAGACAUGAUGGGACUUUGGUACAAAAGAUGAAAAAUCUGAAAGAAGAAAUCAACAAACUACAUCUAUAUUCUCUUCCAGAGUUUCCAAAUAUAUCCUUCAAUCCUAAAUCUGUAGCUGAAGAUGACAUCAGACAACUGAUAGGUACUUAUACUUUAAGCAAUUGUUCACCAGUCUUAGAAAAAGAAGAGAAACGCCUUUCAAACUUAUACAGAUGUGUUAAUUGUGGGUAA